This is a messenger RNA of Plasmopara halstedii, 2349 nucleotides long. RefSeq lists its product as hypothetical. Bases 1 to 2349 code for a protein of 782 amino acids. The transcript has a single exon. Lineage: Eukaryota; Oomycota; Peronosporomycetes; Peronosporales; Peronosporaceae. Gene Ontology annotation, molecular function: carboxypeptidase activity. The record is from RefSeq and is a predicted model, not a curated record.
AUGAAGGGAGCACAUGGCUCCUUUGAUGGUCAUGUUGUGCCCGAUAUCACUGAGCGUCCACGCUUGUCUGGCAAAUUGUGGCGAUAUACAGGUUUUGCGACGCUGUUACUGGUUGUUGCCGGUUACAUUCUGUUGCAAAGUCACUUAGAGUCCGUAAGCAGGCGAGAGGAAUUGAAUGCGACUUUAGCGCUACAUAAUGCAUUCUCUAACGCAACUUUAAAAAUUGGGAAUCAGAUCAAGGAAUUGACGACUUUUAGUGAUCAGAACAAGAGUGAUGGUCUUUCUAAACUUGAGAGCCAGUUUCUAAAUACUAUUGACACGAUCGAAAUUCGUAAAUUUCAUGGAGCGUACGCUAGUGUUCCUCAUGUCGCGGGUAGUGAACAAGAUUACAAGACAGCAUUGUUUACAGCUGAGCAAUUUCAAUCUUUUGGACUGAAGACUGAGAUUGUCGAGUAUUAUCCAUUAUUGUCACUGCCAGUUCAUCGAAAGCUAAGUAUUUUAGCUCCAAGCAAUGCUAAGCGAGAAUUGAAUUUAACAGAAGAGGCUAUUCCAGGAGAUUCGUGCACAAGCAAUGAAGACGCACUGCCUCCAUAUUUUGGAUAUUCUGACUCUGGAAAUGUGACAGCCUCGGUUGUGUACAUUAAUUAUGCGAGACCAGCGGAUUUUCAAUGGCUACAUGACAACAAUGUCACAUUGAAAGGUAAGAUUGCUCUUGUGCGGUAUGGAGGUAAUUUUCGAGGCCUUAAAGUCAUGCUUGCCGAAAAACACGGUAUGGUGGGGGUAUUGAUAUACUCAGACCCGUUUGACGAUGGAUACACGCGUGGACGAGUGUAUCCAGAUGGACCGUGGCGACCAGAUGGAUCGUUUCAACGUGGUUCAGUGCAGUACAAUUCAAUUGCAGCAGGAGAUCCCCUUACUCCUGGAUUUCCUUCCCUACCUGGUCAGCCGUAUCUAAGUAAAAAAGACAGUAUUAGUAUUCCGCACAUUCCAGCGCUGCCUCUUUCGUAUGGUCAGGCACGUUAUAUUCUCGAAGCAAUGGGUGGUAAGAUUGCACCGGCAUCGUGGCAAGGCGCGUUGAAUUUAGAAUCUGGGCACUACUUUGUAGGUGAUGACGAAGCUACCGUAUUAAAUAUGGACGUUGUGAUGGACAAUAGUAUUGGUCCCAUUUGGAAUGUUAUUGGGACGAUCGAAGGUACAGAUGAACCGGAGCGUAUGGUCAUGAUUGGAAAUCAUCGUGAUGCGUGGGUUUGCGGUGCUGUUGAUCCAUCUAGUGGCUCGGCUGUCAUGCUAGAAAUCGCUCGUGGUCUGGGCAAGCUAUUGAAAAACGGCUGGAAACCGCGUCGUACCCUUGUCAUUGCUUCUUGGGAUGGUGAGGAAUUGGGUUUGUUGGGUAGUACGGAGUUUGCAGAGGAUCACUCCAGCGUACUCAAGGAGCAGACGGUGGCAUAUGUGAAUGUCGACAACUUAGUCGGGUCUUUGGUAAGCGUAGCGAGCUCUCCAUCAAUAGCCAAAUUUUUACAGCAAACGGCGCUUCUUAUUCCAGGAAACCCAUUUCAAGGUUUCAAAGUGACGGAAAGUCUUUACGAACAGUGGGUUCAACAGACUGCAAUGCGACGAUCAAGGCUCGAAGUCGGAGUCGAUGAUUUGACUUUGGCUCCGGAUUAUUUAAUCCAGCGUUUGGGGUCAGGCAAAGACUUUACGCCAUUUUCCCAGUAUCUUGGCAUUACAUCUGCCGACUUGGGCUACACUAUCAGUAGUGCAACAUAUGGAACGUACCACAGCACCAUGGAUAGCAUUCGUUACGUAGAAACAGUGGGUGAUCCACAUUAUGCAACACAUACGACCGUGGCUAAGUGGUGGGGUCUCAUCACUCUUCGGUUGGUAGACAGUGCAAUUGUCCCCUUUGACUUUUCCACUUAUGGACCUGAAAUGCUCUCAAGUCUUCUAAGUUACGAGAAAAUCACACUGGACAUAGGGCGUCGAGUCGACUAUUCGAAACUUUACGAGGCGAUCGAAACAUUUACUCGCAGCGCUGAGAUAUUUCAAGUGCAAGUAGCAGAAUUCGCGCAAACAAAGGAGACGUUACAUAAUUAUGAAAUGCGUCGUUUCUGGAAUGAAAAACUUAUAAACCUUGAACGUCAUUUGAUCACUGACGUUGGCCUUCCGCACCGUCCGUGGUUUAAACAUCUAAUUUUUGGACCAGGAUUUUAUGAAGGCUACAAGGGAUCAACAUUUCCUGGUGUAUCAGAUUGCCUUGUAUUUCAAGAUAGCAAUGAGGCGAUUCAAAGUCACAUAGACGAUGUGGUCGCAGUCAUAAAUUCCGCGGCGGCAUAUUUGACGUCUUCGUAA